GUUUAUAAGCACCUCAGUCUCUGCUGUCACCUUCAGUAAGGGAGGCUCCUACAAAGAGACUCUGACCAAUCUCUACCCAGGAAGAAGCUGAGGACAGGAUGAUGGCCAGACCAUGCUGUGUGGUAGUGACCCUACUGCUGCUAGCAGAGGUCUCCAGGCUUGGAGAAGGAGCUUCUAAUCCUGGGUUUGUGGUCAGGAUCACCAGAAAAGGCCUCGAAUAUGCCCGCCAAUAUGGAAUAGCCACCCUGAAGAAGGAACUGUCCACCAUCAACGUGCCUGAUUUAUCAGGAAGCUUUGAAGUCGGUUGGAUGGGAAGUGUGAGUUAUGAGGUUAAGAGCCUGAGAAUCCAUAGCUUCCAAAUCGGAAACUCCGAUCUGAGCCUACUUCCAGGGAGGGGUGUCAGAGCCUCCCUGUCCAAUAACUACGUGCCUAUCAGCGGGAACUGGAAGGUGCAAAAGGCUUUCAUCACCCUACAGGGUACUUUUGAUCUCAGUGUGGAUGGUGUUUCCAUCUCGGUUUAUCUGAACUUGGGCGAGGACGGGUCUGGACGACCCACUGCCUCUGUGGCCCACUGCAGCAACUCCGUUGGCCACGUCAACAUUCACAUUUCUGGAAACCUAAGCUGGCUCCUGAACCUCUUCCAUAAAAGAAUUGAAAACAAGUUAAAAAAUAUCUUGAAACAAGAGAUCUGCGAAAUCGUCAGGACAUCGACAUCCUCACACCUGGAGCCCUAUCUCCGGACUCUGCCAGGUUAGGAGC
Molecule: messenger RNA, 759 nt
Organism: Myotis daubentonii (Daubenton's bat)
Lineage: Eukaryota; Metazoa; Chordata; Mammalia; Chiroptera; Vespertilionidae
Product: lipopolysaccharide-binding protein-like
Biological process (GO): lipopolysaccharide-mediated signaling pathway; innate immune response; defense response to Gram-positive bacterium
Molecular function (GO): lipopolysaccharide binding
Source: RefSeq, a predicted model, not a curated record